AUGGCAGAUAUAGCUUCGAGCUCUAUCGUUGCAAUACCUGCGGUUGUUGAGGAAACCUUGCAACGAUUAUCAUCAAAGUCAUCCGUGAUAGCGACUCUCGCCAUUGAGCGCGAGUCUUUGACGGUACUAGCCUCCUCGGGUCAGACCAGUGUCUUCAAUCUUCCGGAUUCCACUACCGCUACUCCAGCAGCGACUUCUCCCUCCACAACUGGGGCUCAAGGAAUUGAAAAUUUUGCAAAUAUGAUAGGGAACUAUGUGAAUAACACGUCAAAAUUCAUCUGUGAUAUGGACGAGGAGGAUGGUUUAAGGCUCUUGCGAGUCCGAACAAAGAAGCUUGAAUUCGUCAUUGUUCCUGAUAGUAAAUACUUAUUCAUCGUGGCUCACGAGGUGCCAGCAUAA
Molecule: messenger RNA, 399 nt
Organism: Blumeria graminis f. sp. triticale
Lineage: Eukaryota; Fungi; Ascomycota; Leotiomycetes; Helotiales; Erysiphaceae
Source: the annotation of a GenBank genome assembly